This is a messenger RNA of Venturia canescens, 1050 nucleotides long. RefSeq lists its product as uncharacterized. Bases 6 to 764 code for a protein of 252 amino acids. The record is from RefSeq and is a predicted model, not a curated record. NCBI's taxonomy places the organism in Eukaryota, Metazoa, Arthropoda, Insecta, Hymenoptera, Ichneumonidae. The transcript has 2 exons.
UUAGAAUGCUUCUCGCAACUUUUGAAGUUAUGCGUUUACCGGAUAACAUUAAAAAUAUUUUGUUGACUGCAAUGAACGAAUACAGUGGUUUCGACAUGGUAGAAGAAAAUUCUUUGCAUUUUGAAGAACCAUUUAAGGAUCGGGAAAUGGAAAUUGUUGAAGAUCAAGAAUGGGCAGACGCCCUGCAUGAACCAGAACUUCCGCCUGAUACAUGCACUCGUGAUGACGAAGACUUAUCUUACGAGUACAAAUUAAGGGCCGUUGAGUAUUGGCGCAGCGGGAAGACAGGAAAUUUAGGUUUGGGAAGUGUUAAACAAAAGUUCAAGAAAGUGCAAUCUAUACGACAGUUGCGGCGGUGGGCCCACAAUUUGAACAAGGGGGGGACAUACAAAGAAAAAUUAGCACGAAUUUGUGGAUACACUUUGGAAAAUUUCAAAGCUGCUGUGGAUGCUGGUUUAAUAGUGCACGAUUCCGAUUUAAAAAAAUGGGCCUUGCAUGCUCAAAAAGAAGUAGGGCAUACUGAUUUUCGUUUCAAAGCAUCUCGUACGUGGAUAAACUCAUUCAAAGCAGCUCAUCGUAUCGUAUCGAGAAAAAUUAAUAAAUUCAUUACAUCCAAAACAAUUGAAGAUGGAAAAGUCUUGGAACAACAAAGUCAAAAAUUUGUCGAUGACGUAAAGCAAAAUAUUAGAACGUACGAAUUGUCAAAUACAUUUAACGCAGAUCAGAGUGGCUUCCAACUAGAAAUGCAUUCAGGAAGAACUUAAGCGAUCGAAGGAGAAAAGCAAGUACAAUGUCUUGUACAAUCAGUCUCUUCUACGACUCACAGUUACACUAUUCAGCCGACUAUAUCAGCUGACGGCAAGCUGCUAUCUCCUCUAUUUUUAGUUUUAAAAGAACCAACUGGCAAGAUUGGUCCAUUAGUGGAGAAAACGCUUUUCAGACCCGAUAAUGUGUACAUAGAAGUAUCCAAGUCUGGGAAGCUUACUUCAGAUCAUUUUAAAAUUUGGUUGGAGCAUGUAUUUUUCCCGAAAGUUGGCCCAAAAUCAUUAU